ACCAGACGACGCAUCAAUGGGGGGCUGGCACCUCGCUCGCAGCUCGCCGGAAAAACCUACACGGCCGGCGAGAACACAGAAAAGAAACCCCCAAAAAAGAAGACCCGCCGUUACAAGCCCGGUACCGUGGCGUUACGAGAAAUUCGUCGCUUUCAGAGUUCGACAACGCUGCUGAUUCGCAAGGGUCCUUUCCAGCGCCUAGUCCGCGAGAUAGCCCAAUACUUCAAGGGUGACCUUCGAUUCCAAUCCUCGGCCAUCGCUGCUUUACAAGAAGCCACCGAAGCGUACCUCGCCGGCCUAUUCCACGACAGCAAUCAAUGUGCCAUCCACGCGAAACGAGUUACAAUCCAACCGAGAGAUAUCAAAUUGGCACGACGUCUUCGGGAGUCCUCAGCACGAUCAUAG
Messenger RNA from Cladophialophora immunda, 405 nucleotides. RefSeq names its product histone. Lineage: Eukaryota; Fungi; Ascomycota; Eurotiomycetes; Chaetothyriales; Herpotrichiellaceae. The annotation marks the transcript as partial. The transcript has 2 exons. The record is from RefSeq and is a predicted model, not a curated record. Gene Ontology annotation, cellular component: nucleosome. Gene Ontology annotation, molecular function: DNA binding; protein heterodimerization activity; structural constituent of chromatin.